Messenger RNA from Cannabis sativa, 3902 nucleotides. RefSeq names its product protein DEHYDRATION-INDUCED 19 homolog 5. Lineage: Eukaryota; Viridiplantae; Streptophyta; Magnoliopsida; Rosales; Cannabaceae. The record is from RefSeq and is a predicted model, not a curated record. The coding region runs from base 579 to 1181 and encodes 200 amino acids. The transcript has 5 exons.
AAGCCAAAGAGAAGGAAAAAUAUAGGCUUAUAAAAUUAAGUUAGGUAGCCCCAAAACAUAGAAUAUUUUCAGCAUUGGAAAUUCAAUUUCCCAAUAAUUCUUAUGUUUUCACCAAAAGAUUAUUGAUGAUUCUUCAUUCUUAAGUUCUUAUAACACGAAAAUAAUGAUAAAAAAUAAUGACCUAGGACAAUAAAAUCAUGGGUGUUGUUUGUUAUGUGCACUUAAGUGAGUGAGGACAGUUCAAUUUAACUUAAUUUUUUUCUUUUUAUAGAAUAAUUAUUAUAUUUAAAAAGAAAGAAAAGUCAUUUAAUAUAGAAUUCAAUAAUUAAUUCCACGUGUCAGUUAUCCACCAAGUAGCUUUUUGUGUGUCAGAAAAAGCUUUCAGCUUCAGAGCAAUAUAAUGUUCAUAACUUCAUCUCUCUUCUUAGAUUCCAAACCCCAAAACUGAUGUGAAAGAAACUUCUUCCCCCAUAGGCUCUCUGAUCUAAACCUCAUUUUUCCACAAACCCAUUUCCCAAAACUUUCUUCUCUCUCAAAACACACCGUCUUUGGUCGCCGGUUAGUUGACUCACCUCAUCAUGGAUGUUGACUUCUGGGCUUCAAGGGUUCACUCUGCUAAACACUUGUCUGCUCGCCUUCACUCUGAUCGGAGCUUUGCCUUGGAUGCUACUGAUGAAGAUGAAGAUGUAAAGCCUUGUUUCCCAUGCCCUUUCUGUUAUGUGGAUAUUGAAGUUACUUCACUCUGCAUCCACUUGCAGGAAGAACAUUGCUUUGACUUGAAAAAUGCAGUUUGUCCUCUAUGUGCAGCUAAUCUUGGGAAAGAUGUAACUGGACAUUUUAUGGUGCAACAUGCCAGCUCCUUGAAGCAUAGAAGAAAACCUCAUAAAUCUGGCUUUUGGACUGGUAGUGCAGCAAUGCUCGGAAAGGAGCUGCGUAAACGGGGAAAGGAAGACUUGUAUGAAUCUGCUCCUGAUCCAUUGCUUUCACCGUUUAUUUGCAGCCUAUCAUUUCCAGAGCCUAAACUUGUCCACCAAGAUGAAUGUUUAAGCUCUGAUGCACCUGUGAUUACCGACGACAAAAGCACCGAGGCAUCAUUUUGCGAAAAAGAUAACGAAGAAAAGAGGAAAAGAGCAGCAUUUGUGCAACAGUUGAUAGCAUCAACCAUCUUCUUGGAUCAGUAAAUUUCACAGUGCAGAAGGUUGCUUCACUCAUCAGCCGCAGAUUAGUAUCAAUGAUGGAUAUGCAGGGAUUUAGAGAAGAGUCACCAAUAGAUUCCACACUAGGUACUUUAGAAGAGUUAAUCUCUGAAUGGCGAAUAAUAUGACUUGUAGUAAGGGGUAAUUUGUAUUUGCCCCAUAUAAAUAUUGUAUGUAUGUAUAUCUACAACAAUUCAGUAGCCUGUAUCAAGGCCUACUUAUUAUAAUCACCAGAAUGAGAAAAUCACCUAUUUUAAGGUUAGCUGUGAAUCUUUCUUAAAUAUUAGACAUAUAAUUCUUCUUUGUUUCUUCUUGUUUGAUGGGGUUGUUGCUUUGGUCUAUUAAAUUGUGGUGAACUGCAUAUGAGACCUCUUCCCCAUUUUUAACGUUUGCCAAGUUCACAAGUCACUACUACAAAAGUAAUAAUUUAAAAUAACGACCUCUUUCGUUGAUCUAAAAGACUGUAAAGUGUAAAGUUCAUGGUAGUAAAUGAUCAAUUGAUCAAGAUUUUGAAAUGUCCAAUGUAAUGAAAACCUUAAUUUAAUACUUCUCUAACCAAGUUCCAAGAAAAUAGUGCUUUUGAAAUGUUGCAGUUACCUUAAGACAUAUAAUAUUAAAAAAGCUCAAUAUUAUCAUGUUAUUAAACACAACUUUGGUAAAUCACCAGAUGCAAACACUGCUUCCACAAAAUAUAACAGCCAUUAUGACAUGAAGAGGAGAAAUCUAUUGCAGUUAUAGUUCAAAAAACCAUCUCAAUUUCUUUUUCACAAUUAAAAAGUUGAACAGAUUCGGCUUUGGCAGCCUAGGUGAAAGAAGAUAUUAAAGCCAAACUUUUGUUGAAUUAUAUCAAUUAUCACCAAAGACAUCAUCCAGCUAGACUAAACAACAAUAAAAGGGAGAAAAGGGAAACAAGCCUACAAAAUAUAUGACAUUGAAUAAAAGGAAAGGAUAUUGAGUUAAGUCCCAAAACUAAACAAGAAUUAAGCUGAUAACAUAAAAGUUUUUGACACCACUCAAAAUGGUGAGAAUGACAAAGUUUGCUAACAGGCUCCAAAAGUAAAGUUCCUCUUUUUUACUCAAUUAUGGAUUGAAUAACACCAGCUCCGACUGUUUUCCCUCCUUCUCUAAUGGCAAACCUCAUUCCCUGCUCACAAGCCACUGGAACAAUGAGUUCGACAACCAUCUUGACACGGUCGCCAGGCAUAACCAUCUUAGACUCUUCAUCCUUAUCAUUCAUAAUGGUGAGCACUUUACCAGUGACAUCAGUAGUCCUCAUGUAAAACUGAGGCCUGUAACCUGCGAAAAAGGGCGAAUGCCGGCCACCCUCUUCCUUCUUCAACACAUACACAAUUGCCUCAAACUUGGUAUGUGGGGUAAUGGUACCAGGCUUAGACAAAACCAUCCCUCUCUGUAUAUCAGCCUUCUGAAUACCUCUAAGCAACAAUCCCACAUUAUCACCAGCCAUAGCAUCAUCAAGGAUUUUCUGAAACAUUUCAACCCCAGUAACUGUAGUGGUUCUGGUGUCCCUUAGACCAACAAUUUCGACUGUAUCGGUAACCUUAAUGGUACCCCUUUCAAUACGGCCAGUGGCCACAGUACCACGACCUGUAAUUGAAAACACAUCUUCUAUGGCAAGUAAAAAUGGGAGAUCAGUUUGGCGUUGUGGGAUUGGAAUGUAAUCAUCAACAGAGUCCAUAAGCUCAUAAAUUUUAUCAACCCAUUGGUUCUCUCCUCGUUUAAUGCUGGGAUUAGCCAUUAAAGCCUCUAAAGCUAAUAAAGCAGAACCAGAAAUAAUAGGCACAUCAUCACCAGGAAACUCAUACGAAGAAAGUAACUCACGAACCUCUAAUUCCACAAGCUGCAAAAGCUCCUCAUCAUCAACUUGGUCCUGUUUAUUCAAGAAAACCACCAUGUUAGGCACACCCACUUGCUUAGCCAACAAAAUGUGCUCCUUGGUCUGAGGCAUUGGGCCAUCGGCACCUGAAACGACGAGGAUAGCUCCGUCCAUCUGGGCAGCACCAGUAAUCAUGUUCUUCACAUAGUCAGCGUGACCAGGGCAGUCGACAUGGGCGUAAUGCCUGUUUUCGGUCUCGUACUCGACGGUGGCGGUAUUGAUGGUGAUACCACGAGCACGCUCCUCUGGGGCUGCGUCAAUUUCGUCGUACUUCUUUGGGGCGCCUCCUCCGGUGGAAGCCAAAGCCAUAGUCAGAGCAGCAGUGAGAGUGGUCUUGCCGUGGUCGACGUGGCCUAUUGUGCCGAUAUUGACAUGGGGUUUCUUCCUCUCGAAUUUCCCACGAGCAGCUCGGAUUGUGAAUGACCGGGAUUGGCGAGUGGGGGCAGUUGAGGUAACUGGUGUGAGGUGGAGAAUGGUGGAUGGGUUUAUGAACGAAGAAGAGAGAUGGGUCAGUUUCGAUGUGGGUCUAGAGGCUAAAAUGGCAGUGCUUGAAGGAUAAGAAGAAGAAGAUGAAGAAGAAGAAGGAGAAGAUGAAGAUGCAUAUGGGUAAAUGAGCUUAGUGGAAGCUGAGGCUGCAGCUGAAGAAAUCGCCAUUGUAGUAAAGUUGAGCUAAAGCUAACCCAAGUUUUCUUCUUCUUCCUCUUGUUAGCUUAAGGGAGAGAGAGAUUGAGCAAUGGUGGGAUUUUGGGGGAGGAAGGAGAAGGAGAUAGGGAUAUGGAUUGGAGUGAAAUGAGUUUAGAGUGUGAAGUGUU